AUGUCAUUGAACAAAGAAUUCAAGCAUUUUAUACAAUGUCUGCAAAAAAAAACUGAACAAGAAAAUUUGAAAGUGCUUCCAGAUGAGAUCAUAGUUGAGAUAUUCUCAUGGCUACCUGCUAAAUCCGUUGGUCGAUUUCGAUGUGCAUCAAAGCCAUGGAGAUCUCUUCUUACCCAACCCCAGUUCAUCGAAUCCCACUUGACUCGAACCAAACGUCUCCCUAGAGAAGAAGAAUCACUCAUCCUUGUUUCCCAUGAUUCUCAUUGCCUGUAUUCUAUCCAGUUUAAUAAUUCCCACCUUUUUGACGAAUUGACCUCCGUUUUAGCUACAAAGCUUACUUUUGAUGGUCACCAUUUCUCUUCCUCAUGUUUACACCUAGCUUCUUGUGAUGGGUUGACCAUAGUUAAAGACGAGGAAGAAAAGUUUUUGCUGAUAAAUCCAACUACUAGGGAGAUUAAGGUAUUACCAAGCUCGCCUUAUGCUCCUAAUCCUCUUACUUGUGGACUUGGGUAUGACUCGGUUAAUGAUGAUUAUAAGGUAGUUAUGAUUUCUCAUAGUGGCACUGAUGCUCAGAUGCUUGUUAGUGUUUAUUCUGCUAGAAAUGGUACUUGGAAGAGCGUCGAAAAUUCUCCAUUCGAUCAUAGUGAAUCUAAGUACACUUCUGUGGUUUCUGUUGAUGGAUAUAUCAAUUGGGUAGCUUUUAGGCCUUCAGAUGAUAUGUAUGCUAUUGCAGCAUUUGAUUUGGAGAAAGAGAUCUUUCAGGAAGUGCCACUUUCUAGUUUGGUUGAUGAUGACAAGUCUGUGUUAGACGAUUCUGAAGAAUUUUCAGAUACUGAUAGUGAGGAGUUUGAGUUCGAUCAGCUGGCCAAACUCGGAGGAUGUCUCUGUGCUUAUCCUUCAAGUAUUUCGGACACAUGUCAUGAGAUAUUUGUUGCGAUGAUGAAAGAAUAUGGUGUCAAGGAAUCUUGGACUAAAAUCUUUAUAAGUGACUUUGAUGCUGAGAUUACACCUCUGUGUUUGUUGGGAAAGAAACAAAUGGUGCUGGUGCUGGAUGAGCAGACAACUGGUGAGACAUUGGUGAUGUACGAUUUGGAAGAACGAACUGUCAAGGAUAUUGUAGUUCAUGGCAUUCCGGAUAGAUUUGGUGUUGGAGGGAGCUUCAUGGAAAGCCUUGUCUCGCCUCAUUGCAGUAACUAAGCUGUAGGAGAAUGUUAGGCUAUAAUUCCUACAGAGCACAUGGCAGCUAAGUAAUAUGUUUUUCUUGUUUGAUUGUCGGAUUUCUUAUUGCCUAGUUUCUUUGAAAAAGUCACACUACUAUUUACAUUUUCUUAAGAGUUUUAUAUUAUCUAAAGUAUUUCUCUGGUACUCUAAUGUAACUGUGAAAAUUCUGUGGUGUUAAAUAAUGUAUGUGCCAAAGUAUAGACAGGAAUGCAGUCAUGCUAGUAAUAAAUAUAUCAUGACAUGUAAAAGUUGGGCAGGCCAUAACAAGUCCUCUUUAGGUGAUUUGUAAGAAUGUCAAUGUGAAAAUAACUCAUACUUCGUAUU
Molecule: messenger RNA, 1545 nt
Organism: Chenopodium quinoa (quinoa)
Lineage: Eukaryota; Viridiplantae; Streptophyta; Magnoliopsida; Caryophyllales; Amaranthaceae
Product: F-box/kelch-repeat protein At3g06240-like
Exons: 2
Coding region: 1-1197 (398 amino acids)
Molecular function (GO): protein binding
Source: RefSeq, a predicted model, not a curated record